Messenger RNA from Nymphaea colorata (pocket water lily), 1922 nucleotides. RefSeq names its product probable GTP diphosphokinase CRSH, chloroplastic. The transcript is spliced from 4 exons. Gene Ontology annotation, biological process: guanosine tetraphosphate metabolic process. The record is from RefSeq and is a predicted model, not a curated record. Bases 51 to 1757 code for a protein of 568 amino acids. NCBI's taxonomy places the organism in Eukaryota, Viridiplantae, Streptophyta, Magnoliopsida, Nymphaeales, Nymphaeaceae. Gene Ontology annotation, molecular function: calcium ion binding.
GAGUGAUUCUUAUUCCACUCACUCUCUUUCUCUCAACUCCCAGUGGGUUCAUGGAGUCGUCUCCCUCGCCCUUUCUCUCAACUCCCAGUGAGUUCAUUUCAUGGCGGAAAGUGCGGCAUCCAUUGCCCCAUUUAUGCCCACCAAUGCUCUACUGCCGCAGCCGAUAUGGGCGGAAGCUUCCGACUGCCUGUUGUACUAAUCUCGGGCCGGUUGCUGCCGGCAAAACAUCAAUAGUGGAGCAACCUGGAGGCAGGAUGGUGGUCGAGCUGGUGGGUGCAUUCAAUGACUUGACGGAGAAAUUCCCGGUCCUGUCAACGAGCUCCUCUCGCCUUCUCUUCAAGACCCUCAAGCGCUCCAUCCCCCUGCUCCUGGAGUUGCCAGUGGCGGCGGACGGACGGCCUCCGCUCUCAAGAGCUCUUUCUGUUGCUUGCAUCCUCGCUGAUCUUCAGAUGGAUGCCGAAGUAAUUUCAGCUAGCACACUGCGGGAGCUUGUAGAAGCAGGUGUAAUAACCCUGGAAAGUGUGAAAAACCAAAUUGGGACCGGUAUUGCUCAUCUGCUGCAUGAAUGCCUCAGAGUAAGAGAUACUCCAUCCAGGAUAGAUAACAUUGAUGAUGAUAAUGGCACUAUGUUAAUGAAAUAUUGCUUGACCUACUAUGAUAUCAGAGCAAUCAUCUUGGAACUUGCUUUUAGGCUUGACAAGAUGAGGCACUUGGAUUGCCUCCCAAGACAUCAGCAGCAGAUACAAUCUCUUCAGAUUAUAACGAUAUAUGCUCCCAUGGCUCAUGCUGUAGGCAUUAAUGCAUUGUCUCUGGAACUAGAGGACCUUUCUUUCCGUUACUUAUUUCCUCGUUCCUAUACUUACCUUGACAGAUGGUUGAGAAGCCAUGAAACAGGAGGCAGACCACUAAUUGAUGUGUAUAAGGAACAGCUGCUUCAGGCCUUGCAAGAUGAUCAUGUGCUAAAGUGCUUGGUGGAGGAUAUAUCAGUCCAUGGUCGAUUUAAGAGUCGUUUUAGCACAAUGAAAAAGCUUUUGAAGGAUGGCCGUCAGCGAGAGGAAGUGAAUGAUCUCUUAGGACUGCGAGUUAUUUUAAAGCCCAAGUCUGAUGGAGAUGCACUCGAGAGAGGUAAAGUUGCCUGCUAUAGGGCACGUGAGGUGAUCCAGGCUUUAUGGAGAGAAAUUCCUCAUAGAAUGAAAGAUUACAUUGCAAAGCCAAAGGCAAAUGGGUAUCAAAGUUUACAUAUGGCAGUUGAUGUUAGUGAUGCUGGUCAGCAUAAACCUUUGGUAGAAAUACAGAUCCGAACCACCGAAAUGGAUGCGCAGGCUGUUGAUGGAUCUGCCUCACAUUCUUUAUACAAAGGUGGUCUAACAAAUCCAGAGGAGGCCAAGCGGCUCAAGGCGAUUAUGAUGGCUGCUGCAGAACUUGCAGCUUUACGUCUUGAUGAUCAUCCUCCAGGUCAAAUGUCAGGCAUCAGUGGUGAUCAGAAGAACCAUGUCUUCCAUCUUCUUGAUAAGAAUGAGGACGGCAGGAUCAGUAGUGAGGAGCUCAAAGAAGUGAUGGAGGAGCUUGGAGCUGAUAGGGAAGACGCUAUGGAAUUAAUGCAGCUUAUUGAUGCAAACAAUGAUGGAUCUUUGAGCUCUGACGAAUUCGAGUUAUUUCAGAGACAGGUCCGGAGCAUGCGUCGGUUGGAGGCUAAUGGUGAUCCAUCUAGGAGCCUGCUUGGUGAGAAACUUCACACUGCAGAAGUCAAUGGCUAGGCAUGGCACGGAAAUGUUGCCAGAAUUUUCUGAUCGCUCUCAAGCAAAGUCAUAUCACCUUCCCUGAUCCAGUUGCAUCGUGGAGUUUGGUACCACAAAGAAUACUACAACUGUAACAUAUAUGUAAAUCAAAACGAGUUUUAUAUGAUUAUGUGUACAUGAUCC